Arabidopsis thaliana (thale cress) is the source of this 1789-nucleotide messenger RNA. Its product is annotated as tudor domain protein (DUF1767). Gene Ontology annotation, cellular component: nucleus. The transcript is spliced from 6 exons. NCBI's taxonomy places the organism in Eukaryota, Viridiplantae, Streptophyta, Magnoliopsida, Brassicales, Brassicaceae. The coding region runs from base 72 to 1403 and encodes 443 amino acids. The record is from RefSeq and is marked reviewed.
AACAAAAUCAAUUCUCCAAAUUAAAAUCUCGUCUUCCCCAAUUGGUUUAGCGCGACAAGAGCAUCAACGCAAUGGUGGGAACAUCAAGCUCCUCCGCCGGCGACCACACCCACACCGUCGUGAUAAAUGCCCUAACUAGUCGGGGCUGGUGCUUCAGAGACGUCGAAUACUUGAAAUCCCUGGUCACUGAAAUCUCUUCCUUGAUCGGCGGCGGCAAUAAAACAGGCGCCAUCGUGGAGUCAGUGGAGGCGGAGCUGCUUAACAUGGAUAUUAAGUUAAUCGGAGGUAAAUCCCUCCCGGACCCGACCGAGUUACGCAGGUGUUCUCAUCUUCAAGGCCCCAAAGUUCUCCAGAUAAGUUAUGUUAGGGAUGUUACAAGAAGUAGCGCAGAGGAAUUUGUGGGAAGUUCCACUGGUAAACGAGUGCUAAAAUUCGCUCUGACUGACGGGAAGACCGAAAUAUCCGCGCUUGAGUACUCUCAUAUACCAACGAUUAACAAUGAUGUCACUCCUGGUACUAAGGUACGUCUAGAAAAUAAGGCUGUGAUACGUGAUGGUCUAGUAUGUUUGACUCCAAAAGAGGUGACUGUCUUGGGCGGUUAUGUGCAAUCACUCACUGAAGAAUGGCAGAUGAAGAAAAAAUACGCUAGUUUGGCUCGAUCUCAGGAAAGCAAAGCUGGUGAUGGCCCUCCUCCAUUUGAGGAGUUGAAGAUUCGAACAGGUUCCCAUCACCGCGAUUACAACAAGACGACUUCUAGAAACAAUGUACCUAUUGCUGCAGAAAGCUCUGUAAAACAUGCCGGUGGAGAAAAAGGUGAAAGUAGUGAAGUUGAUGGGAACAAAAGAGGCACAAAUAAGAAUAUACAGAGGAAUCCUGCAGAUUCUGAUCCGAAAAUAUCUGUCGAAGUUGAAAAUCAGGAAAAGCGAAGCAGUUCCGAUACACGACCUAAACAAGUGGUGGAAGCUGUUCCUUUACAGAACCAAGCGGCUGCGCAGAUACUUCUUGAGAAGAUGAAACAUUCUAGUUCAAAUGAUAGGCAAUACCAAGGAAGAAGAGGUAGGGGUAGAGGUAGAGGUAGAGGGAGGGGGAGAGAAGAAGAAGACUCUGCAGUAUUUACACUAGAUGAGUGGGAAAAGAGGAAUACUGGUGGGGGGGCUCUUCCAACAGCUAACCAUCCAAGCGACACUACCCGCGAUGAAGAUCUUGCAUGGCAGCUUCAGAAUCAGUUUGAUCUGGAAGACUCUUAUGGGCAGGAGAUGCCUGGAGCCGGGGCAGCGGAUAUCAGAAUGAAUAUGUUUGAUUACGGAAGAACAGAAGAUAACUUCGGCCAUGGAAGGGGAAGAGGAGGAGGAAGAGGAAGGGGUAGAGGGCGAGGACAUAGACGGGGAAGAGGACGUGUGUAGAUUGUAAUGAAAUCAUCCAGGCUUGUGGUAAUUAAACAAAACUUCAUCAUUUACAUCUGUAUAUCUUUAUGUAUGUUUUAGAGUAAACAUGUAUCUUAUUACAUAUUUUAGAGCAUUAUUACUCAUGUAUGCUUUGGUUCUCACAGGUGUGGCAGCGCUGAAUCUGUACAUGUUUGUUUUAGGGUGAUUCAGAAUUUCAGAUUUUCGUGAGAGGUUUUGAAUUUGAACAUAAAGGCUGCUAAGUCAUUUAUCUUUCUUUGUUGCUAUAGUAAUUCUUUGCGAAAAGAUGUUGAAGUUCACCAGUAGCUUCCUCAACAACUCAUCUGAAGUGAGACACUCUUAAAAUGAAGUUUACAUUACAACAAAGUUAUAUCUAAAACACCAUU